AUGUCACAGAAUCCUACUCAUCAGGUCCAGGUAGCCAUGAACAAUAACGGCCCUGACCUGGCCGCGCAGCAGGCUCUGAAUCAAGCGUGGGUAGAGAAGCAAAGGAGAAUAAAGUUGGUGAACAGGAUCACAGCGAGAAUGGGUGCCGAGAGGGGUGAGCAAUAUCUGCAGUACGACAUGAACGGCAACGUCCGUCCUUAUCGUUACGGUUUCCCGAUCCCACCCCCUUCCGACCCAAGGAUCCAUGGACCCAGUGUGAGGUACGCUUCCCGUUACUUCGACUCGACCCAUCUAGAUGAGGCCCAAGCCAAGUACGGGGGUCAAAAGCAUCCCAAGGGUUACAAUAUCCGUCUAAAACGUAUUUUGGGAGCAGGGGGCUACGGAUUCGCAGCUCACAUCGUACACAAGGACCCCAGAACGGGCUUCAAUACUGACUGCGUGAUCAAGAUUGAAAAGUCUCGUCACCACAACAAGUCGGCGCUGAAACGAGAGGAGAAGGCUCUCUGGAAAUUCGUAGGCGCACAACAUAUCCUGCAGAUAUCGGACAUCACUCGAGAAAUCCAAGCAAAAAGGGCUGCUGACUUGACUGCGCACCAGAAUAGCCACCCCCCUCCCCCAGCUGGGGCCAAGUUGCCCGACCCAGAGAUCCAAGACAAGAAUUGGACUCUCAGGGACUUUGAGAAACAACCCAUUCGCAACUUUGUCAUUCUCGAGAACGCCAAUCUCGGUGACCUAGGCUUGUGGAUCAGCAAGUCUAGCCGUCUUGGAAAGCGUUGGCCUCAGAGAGCCAUCUGGAUGCUCUUCCAAAGUCUCGCCCUCGGUCUGGUUGGUAUGGGUUACCCUCUGAGGGAACAUUACGAAGCUUCGCACCCAGAUUGGGAGUAUCAGAAGCCAAUUGACGAGGAAUUCCCCGAUGACCCAAAAGUCGAACUCCAGGAAACCGUACACUUCGAUCUUGACCCCAGAAAUGUUCUUUUGGCGAAUAGAUCCAUGUUUCACGGCAACUUCCCGGCCUUCAAGAUUGCCGACUUCGGAUUGACCGAGUUUUUCAGCGAGUAUGAGAAUGACCCCGAACACUUCAAUAAGGAGUUUUUCUUGCACUGUCGUUGCAGAGGAAAGCCCGUUUACUACGCACCCGAACAAUUUACCAGAGAGUGGGAGCAGGUGAAUGACAUCAUCGACGACGAUGGCAUCAACCACUUUGUGGCUGACGAUGGAACGAAGCCGCCAGUUGCUGGCAAUUACGGGAUGCAUACAAACAUCUUCCAGGUGGGCAUCAUUAUCUGGUGCGCCAUUACUCUCUGCUCAUUCCAACAGGCUGCCAUUCGUGUCCAUUACAAAGACGCUUGGGGACGAGACAUCACCACCUACGGAGGCGCCCUGCAGAGUGCACAGUUCAACGACAUUGAUCCUGCACUCAAAGACCUGGUACAGAGAUGCAUGGCCCAUAACCCCUCUGAUCGCCCAAAUCUGAGAGAGCUGGUUGCCACGAUCAACAAUCGUCUCGCCAGGAAUGACCUGGAGUCGGAAGAUGCUCUGGCCGCGUGGUCCCGGGACUUCUUCACAACCCCCCGUGUUCCCGGUGACGAACCCCCUCGGGUCAAGCGUGAACGCGAGGACGAAGGGGAUGACGCGCAGGGCGAUGCUGGAAGGGGCGCAUCCCGGCGUGCCGUCGACGAUGGCAAUGGCCACCCCGUUGCACUGGAAGUUCAGAGGGUGCAAGCCAGGCAACAGGGAGUCGCUGAUGAGCCGCUGCUCCUCGACGUCUUCCAGCCUCCGGUACAGCCUCAGCCUGUACAGGGAAAUAAUCUUCUCGGGCAAUCAUCUAACAACGGCCCCGUCGUCGCCCCUGGCUAUCCAGCCCUAUCUCCAAUGCCCAUGAUCAGGGAGGAACCUGCAGCGGCCGCACCUGUAUUCGUCGGCCUCAACAACCAGUACAACCAACCUGCCGCCGUCAACCCGCCCGGCGGCUUCGACGCGAGAGCUCAGGGGGCACCGCAGGCGCAGUGGCAACCGCAGAUGCCAGUCAUGCAGCAGCCCAACAAUAUGAACAACAACUACAUGUUCAACUAUGCCGCGCCGAAUCCCAUGGUACAAAAUCCCGAUUUGGGAGCUCAAGCAGGUCUAGCGGCGUACCGUCAGGCCCAGGCAAUUCGGGGCGCGGGACAGAUUCCGUGGAACGCGUAUGCCCCGCCAGGUGAGCCCUUUCUUCAUCAGCCAGUGCCAAAUGUUCAACCCCCUCCGCCUGAAGCUAUACAGCAUCAGUUCGCGCCGCCUGAUGAUCCUAACCCAUACGCCCAAGUCUGGCGAUUCAACUCUGUCCACCAAGGGCCUGCCGACCCUGAACCAUAUGCUCAAGUUGGGCGACUGGGUCUCACGCGGCAAGAGCAGCAGGCGCGGCAAGAGUGGCAGCAACAGUGGCGACAGCGGCAGCAACAGCAAGAGCGACAGUGGCAGCUAGAGGAACAUCAACGGCAGCAGAGACAACAGCAGAAUCAGUACAUGCAGGACCCUGGCCCUUCUAGGCAGCCUCAAAUGCAGAUGCAGGCUCUUCUCCAGGAUGCUCAGCAACACGAUAUCGGAGGUAACGAGAUGGAUAUCUUUGAAGAGUUUAUCAAUGACCCCGAUGCCAUGGAGCAGUGA
This is a messenger RNA of Colletotrichum abscissum, 2643 nucleotides long. RefSeq lists its product as uncharacterized. NCBI's taxonomy places the organism in Eukaryota, Fungi, Ascomycota, Sordariomycetes, Glomerellales, Glomerellaceae. The record is from RefSeq and is a predicted model, not a curated record. Gene Ontology annotation, cellular component: membrane; phagophore assembly site; cytosol. The transcript has 8 exons. Gene Ontology annotation, molecular function: protein serine/threonine kinase activity; ATP binding. Gene Ontology annotation, biological process: autophagosome assembly; regulation of autophagy; protein autophosphorylation. Bases 1 to 2643 code for a protein of 880 amino acids.